Messenger RNA from Symbiodinium natans, 423 nucleotides. The record is from the annotation of a GenBank genome assembly. Lineage: Eukaryota; Dinophyceae; Suessiales; Symbiodiniaceae.
AUGAAGGUCCCGCGCGAUGUUCUGCUGCUUGCGGCGGGAGCUCUUGCUGCGUUUGGUGUUCUGUCUGCAGGCACCUGGACGCAUCGCCAGCUUUCUCAGUCGCCAAAAGUUGGAUGGGCCUUGAUCGUACAGCUGCGCUUCAAGGAUAUUUCUGUCCGAGACGAGUUCCUUUCCUUUUGGACAGUGCUUGCUCGAUAUGUGAGAGACAAUGAGCCCUUCACGACGUUGUUUCAAGCCAUCCAAAGUGACAAGGAUCCGUUGCUGGUGAUUGUGGACGAGCGAUACACUUCGAAAGACCUGUACACAGGUGCACAUAGAAGCAGCGCGGCCUUUGCAGAGUUCCGCCCAAAGAUGAAGAAGCUGCAAGAUGAAGGGCAACUGGAAGUUACUGGCGAAAGUGGCUUCGCCAUUGAUUUGGCUUAA